This is a messenger RNA of Brassica napus (rape), 342 nucleotides long. Its product is annotated as beta-D-xylosidase 1-like. The transcript has a single exon. Gene Ontology annotation, cellular component: plant-type cell wall. Lineage: Eukaryota; Viridiplantae; Streptophyta; Magnoliopsida; Brassicales; Brassicaceae. The coding region runs from base 1 to 342 and encodes 113 amino acids. Gene Ontology annotation, biological process: arabinan catabolic process; xylan catabolic process. The record is from RefSeq and is a predicted model, not a curated record. Gene Ontology annotation, molecular function: xylan 1,4-beta-xylosidase activity; alpha-L-arabinofuranosidase activity.
AUGUAUCAUAACCCAAGGAGUGCCAACUGCGAAACGUUUCCAAAAAUGCCUAUCCAUGUUGAAGUAUCAAACACAGGUGAAUUCGACGGAACACACACGGUGUUCGUCUUUGCCGAGGCUCCGAGAAACGGGAUAAAAGGACUGGGUGUGAACAAACAAUUGAUAGCGUUUGAGAAGGUUCAUGUCACGGCAGGUGCAAAACGGACUGUUCAAGUCGAUGUUGAUGCUUGCAAGCAUCUUGGUGUAGUGGAUGAGUAUGGUAAGAGGAGAAUCCCAAUGGGUGAACAUAAGUUACACAUUGGAGACCUUAAACAUACUAUUUUGGUCAAACCACAACUUUGA